Spodoptera frugiperda (fall armyworm) is the source of this 1401-nucleotide messenger RNA. RefSeq lists its product as uncharacterized. The transcript has 11 exons. NCBI's taxonomy places the organism in Eukaryota, Metazoa, Arthropoda, Insecta, Lepidoptera, Noctuidae. Bases 181 to 1401 code for a protein of 406 amino acids. The record is from RefSeq and is a predicted model, not a curated record.
AUUUCUAUUGGAUGGAAAAUUCACUAAAACUGUAACAUUAUGAGAUCAUGCUCCUACCCGUUUCCUCUUGGUUAAGAAAACUGAGAACAUUAUCAGGAGCACGUUAUCUAAAGAGGGUAAAAAAAAUUCUAAGUAAUUGAAGAAACUUAUAAAAAACCGUAGUAAUUUUGAAACAACGAGAUGGAAUCGAACGUGCAAAAUGAUGAAAGUGCAAACGAAAUGUUUAAAAUUGCUGAUUUUGGGCAGAACUUAAGAAUAAACGUAUCAAGUUCUAAACAAAAAUUGGCGAACGAUCAAGCCAAAGGAAAACCUAACAGCAAACUGCCGAGAAUUGUUCGCCAACCAGUGCAGUCCAAAUUUUAUAAAAGUAUUGAACAUAUGAAGAGCUUCCACGACCAGACCGGAGAUUCAUCACCCGGAUCAAGCAGAAUGGGCGGUUUUCCAAUGAAAAUGAAAAAAGAUGACUCAACAGAAAAAUCAAAACCGAGUCUUAUACCGCGUCGGAAAUGCAAUAGAGAUGAAAAUUGCGAAGUGCCGAAAAAAACUGACACUCCAAACAACCAGUUCAUUCCUGAAUGUAGAAAUGUUCAGAGAGUUCAAAUGUUGAUUAAUCAAGAAUUCUGCCCAGAGGAUCGCGUACCUCCACCGGCGUCGGUACAAUCAACGAGACCUAUUCCAACUCUGGGACAGAUUUAUGGCCGAAUCAAUAUGAUAGAUAGUGACCGACUGAACGAUUGGUUCAUGGAAUUUACUCCAACGAAUACAACAGCAUCAAUGCCUGUACCUGAAAGUACACCUAUUGAGGACGAUGGAGGUUCAAGUACCGUUGCAUCACCAGCAAAUUAUCAUCAACAAGAGUUUGGGAAGACCACCACGAUACUGGAUAGAAAGAACAUCUUAAUUAAUGAAAUUCAAGCUACCAAUGAAAAUGUCAGUGUGUGGCUUGCUUCUGAUGUCGAGUUUCCAACGGAUACUGAAUCAGGAUACAAAACAAUGAGCAGCAAAAAUGCCGAAAAAUCUGCAGUACUGACAGUGUCUGAAUGCACGACGGAGAAGUCAAACAAAACGUUCACUCUAGGCGUUUUGCAAGACAAAAGCAAUAGUUUGUGUGCAACGACGAAGCCAGAAUCGGAGUGCAGUAAUGAUGAAUCACCAACAAGUUAUCAUCAACAAGAGUUUGGGAAGACCACCGUGGUACUGGAUACUAAGAACAUCGUAAUGAAUGAAAUUCAAACUACCAAUGAAAAUGUUACCGUGUGGCUUGCUUCUGAUGUCGAGUAUCCUACAAGGGAUAAGGAAUCAGGAUACAAAACAAUGAUCCCCACUGUUCGGGAUAAUAUUGUCGAAGUUGACAAGGAGCUCACGUGGAUCGAAGAUGGAUUUGUUUCCGUGGUAUUAUGA